AUGAGUCCUGCAGUACAAUCGAUAGCUGAUCUCAUUACAGAAACGAAGCGUACGAGUGGCGAGAUUCCACCAUCACUUGUUGGAGCAUCGACCGUCAUUGUUGGCGAUUCCAUGUAUGUCUUUGGAGGAAGAUUGGUGUCUUCUCGUCAAAUGACCAAUCAUCUGUACGUCUUGAACCUUUCAACGUUAAAGUGGACACGGCAUGCGCCUUCUCCGGACUCGACACCCCCUCCACGAGCGCGUUAUUUCCAUACAGCCAGUGUAUACAAGAAUCAUAUGGUAGUCUUUGGUGGUAUGGGCCAUGUGGAAAAAGGAGGAUCCCAAGAUCUAUUAGCAUUGGAUGAUGUUUGCUUGCUGAAUCUUACCAAUAUGACCUGGACGUAUCCUGAGAUUGGCCCGAGUGUUUUCAGUCCGCAACCUCGUUAUGCUCAUUUGGCAGUGAUUGCGCAUGACAAGCUGGUCGUCAUGGGUGGACAAGAUAUGACCAAUCGUUAUAUUAAGCAAGUCAACGUACUCGACAUGAAGACAUUUAUUUGGAUACAAGGCUGCUCAUUGGAAGGCCAAUAUGGUGCCUACCGAUCUAUUGCUUGUUCGCCACCACUCUAUGACAAAUCACUUGGAUGGAAUGCAACUAGCAGCUAUAAUAUCGACACUACCGAUACGACCACAGCAACAACCGAUCCACUUGCCGUUUGCGUUUAUUCCAACUACAACUUUACCGAUGUGAUUCGUUCAUUACAAACAUUUCAUUUGUCGGGUCGUACAAACCAUGUUGAACCCAAAGAUCAUUCAGCGGAUAUGUCUGGCACAGCACUACCACCUGGAUUACGCUUUCCUAUGGGACAUCUUGUUGGUCAUCACAUGAUCCUUACAGGCACCUAUCUUACACCAACGCAUCGAUCUUUUCAUAUGUGGGCACUCAACUUAUCCAAUCGUGUAUGGAUGCGCAUUGAUACCGGCAACGUUUUAUCCACCGGCUCGUGGAAUCGUGGUGUGCUAGGAGACAACAGCCAAACUUUGUAUGUGCUCGGUCACAGAGAUCGUGAUCUUCUUGAUGAUUACAAUCGGCGACAAGUCAACUUUGAUCAUAUUGUUGCUGUGGAUAUGGAGGCAUUUGGUAUCUAUCUACAUCCCCCUUCGACGUGUGCACCCAUUGCCCAAGAACUUGGCUUGAGCAUGUUGAAUGAACCAAGUAUGGCCGAUGUGGAUCUUGUGACCUCUGAUAAGAAAGCAAUUCCUGUCAAUUCAUCAAUUCUUGCGCGACGAUGGAAACAUUUCGAUCGACUCUUGAAGGAAGACCAUGGCAACCAUACCGGAGAACAACGACAUAGGACACUCUUAUUUCCAGAAACGUACGCUGUUGGAUUGGCUUUUCUUCAGUACAUUUAUACCGACCACCUCAUGACAACGCAACAACAUCAACCUCAUGUCCUAUCACGCUUACUCAUUCUUGCCGACAUGUACAAUAUGCCACGCUUGAUUAAAUUGGCCACCCACGCCCUUCAUCAAAUUCUCACCAUUUCCACUGCAAGUAUGGUAUAUGAGACAGCGGCAUUAACGUGUCAAACGGCUUUGCAAAUUCGUGCACUUCGCGUCAUGGUCAACGCCAAAAAGAUGCUUCAGCAACAGCAAAUGAUGCAACAGGAUGGUACCCGUACGUCACUUGAACAACAACCUGAGGAUUAUACCAUGGGCCAAACAUGCAGCCAAGAGAACAAAAUGACAUUGACAGCUCCUUUUACUCUUCGUCAUAUGGCUACAAGUAAAUCCACCACCACCCAGAGUGAUCCCUCCCAUCACGUGAUACCCACUCCCAAAAUGUCAAAGUCAGGCACACUUAUAUCCCAUAAUGCACAUCCCUUUACCCUGGAUGAAGAUCGUAUACGUAUGCAUGAUAGAUGA
Lichtheimia ornata is the source of this 1902-nucleotide messenger RNA. RefSeq lists its product as uncharacterized. Gene Ontology annotation, molecular function: protein binding. Gene Ontology annotation, biological process: cell redox homeostasis. NCBI's taxonomy places the organism in Eukaryota, Fungi, Mucoromycota, Mucoromycetes, Mucorales, Lichtheimiaceae. The record is from RefSeq and is a predicted model, not a curated record. The transcript has a single exon. The coding region runs from base 1 to 1902 and encodes 633 amino acids. Gene Ontology annotation, cellular component: mitochondrion; cytosol.